Molecule: messenger RNA, 365 nt
Organism: Funneliformis caledonium
Lineage: Eukaryota; Fungi; Glomeromycota; Glomeromycetes; Glomerales; Glomeraceae
Source: the annotation of a GenBank genome assembly
GAUUGGUAGAAGGUGGCUCUCGUGCAGGACAAGGGAGUCAAUCGAAGCAAGUCACUAUGCAAGAUCAGGCGACAAGUCCAAUCAUGAUUGAGGAUGAUGACCAGUCUAAUUCUGUUGGUAAUAGAACUCCAGAGAAUCAAGCUAAUUCUAAUGAUGAAAUCUGUGCCACUAAUACACAGGAUAACUUGGAGAAUCAAUCUAAUGUAAAUAGCGGGGAUGACACCAAUGUGCAAGAAAAUGAAUCUCAAUCAAGAAGAAAUUCAUCAAGAAGAUGGACCUUUCCAAAGAUCACUCGUAAACAAGAAAAAUUCCAGGCCCUGUUGCAAGAAUUAUCUACGCCUGCCAAGGGAGAGAAAGCCGAAAAU